UUCCAGUUUGUUGCUCGUGAGGCUUGAAGUUUGCCAGUACAGAUGGCUGCUCAUAAAAUUGCACAUGCAACUCUAAAAGGUCCUAGUGUUAUCAAGGAGAUAUGCAUUGGCCUUACGCUGGGUCUGUUUGCUGGUGGUCUGUGGAAGAUGCACCACUGGAAUGAGCAAAGGAAAACCAGAGCUUUUUAUGACAUGCUGGAGAAGGGUGAGAUCAGUGUUGUUGCUGCUGAAGAAUAGCCAUCUGUGCCACGCUUUUGGUAUGAAAGAAAGACCUGUAUUCUGAUCUUGAAAUCUCUGAGUGCAUUUUCAGUUGUAACGUGUAGUUUUUACUUUGCAUACAAAUAAGUUUUGGGUAAUGGUUGAGAUUUGCUACGCUUUUUAUGUUCAGCGGUUGCAUGAACUAGAUCCAUUCUUUUUCUAGAUUUAUCGUCGUCAUUCAGAUUGCUCUUUGUUUGAGCUAAAAAUUGGAUUUUAUUUUUCUUUGUAGCUAAUGUCAAUGUUUAUAUGACCAGCUGUGUUUGCCACUGUUA
Molecule: messenger RNA, 530 nt
Organism: Musa acuminata subsp. malaccensis (wild Malaysian banana)
Lineage: Eukaryota; Viridiplantae; Streptophyta; Magnoliopsida; Zingiberales; Musaceae
Product: probable cytochrome c oxidase subunit 5C-1
Source: RefSeq, a predicted model, not a curated record